Molecule: messenger RNA, 451 nt
Organism: Arachis duranensis
Lineage: Eukaryota; Viridiplantae; Streptophyta; Magnoliopsida; Fabales; Fabaceae
Product: F-box protein At1g61340
Exons: 3
Coding region: 20-445 (141 amino acids)
Molecular function (GO): protein binding
Source: RefSeq, a predicted model, not a curated record
CAUUCUUAGUAAACACACCAUGAGUAGUCCUUGCACUCUAACAUUUAGAAGGAAGAGGGUUGUGGUUUCCAAUAAGGUGCAAGUUCCAUUGAAAAGAAUGUGCAGUGAUAAAAUCACUCUCAAAUUUGAGUGUUCUCCCCUUGAAGCUCUUCCCCUUGAUAUUUUGAUAAAGGUGGUAUGUGGUGUGGAACAUGAAGAUUUGCAUAGACUUUUCCAUGUCUCCAAAACUAUUAGAGAAGCGGCUCUUGUUGCUAAGGAUUUGCAUUUUGAGUAUAGUACGCCAAGGAAUAAUACAUUUGCUCUUUACAACCCCUUUGAUUUGGAUGGAAAUGGUUUGGAUGAAAUUGAAGCUCCAAAUAAACAAUUGAAGAAAUGUAAGUCAAGGUUGAGUGGUGGGAACUUGUCAUUGACAUUGUUUCCAUCAAUGGACGAAGGAGAUUAUUGAUGACUU